This is a messenger RNA of Wasmannia auropunctata (little fire ant), 4449 nucleotides long. It is a transcript of the gene wts, whose product is annotated as serine/threonine-protein kinase Warts. Gene Ontology annotation, biological process: hippo signaling; positive regulation of apoptotic process; regulation of organ growth. The record is from RefSeq and is a predicted model, not a curated record. The transcript has 6 exons. Gene Ontology annotation, molecular function: ATP binding; protein binding; protein serine/threonine kinase activity. Lineage: Eukaryota; Metazoa; Arthropoda; Insecta; Hymenoptera; Formicidae. The coding region runs from base 859 to 4188 and encodes 1109 amino acids.
UGUUGCUGUUGCUGUUGCUACUGCUGCUACUGCCAAUGCUGAUGCUAAUAAUCGCGCGCCCGUCACUGUUGUCACUUCGUCAAGAAAGCCCCAUUCCGUGGAAUUCCGCGACGAGUGGCACGUCGCCGUCGCCGUCGUCGUCGUCGUCGUCGUCGUCGCCGUCAUCGUCAUCAUACCAUAAACAUCUCGGUGCAUUGACAAACGAGCGUGAGCACGCGCGCGCGCAUGUGUGCGACACUAUAGACUUUGUCACCGUCACCAGCUCUCGGUCACCAAUUCGAGCGGAAGCCCAUCCGUUCGUUGACGAGCCGAGAUAGGUUAGCUGUCCGCUUGUCCACUUGAUCCGCUUCCUUGCACGCGCGAGCGCGCGCGCGCGCUCGCGGCACGAAGAUGUCGAGGAUCAGCCGCAAGAGAUACCUGCCGCCGUCUCCUCCUUGUCACCGUGCUCUUUGGCAGCAUCUUCGAGAGGCGGACGUUCGAGGAAGAUUCCUCACCGCGACGUCGUGAAACACUUGUCACUCGGAUACGUGCUCGAUAUGUUGACGGUUCUCGCGUCCCUCGCUUUACGUUCCUACGUUUCUCGCUACUCCUCGUCGUUAAUCGUAACUCCGUAACUGUUGUGACACGACGUUAUUGUUGUUAUACACGGCCGACAGACAUUCGCGAAAGUGACCCCAAGUUCUCGGAGUGUGUUAUGAACUGACUGACUAGCUACACACCACUUGUCCGUUUCUAGCCAUGAUCUGAUGCUGGCCAGUAUCUGUGGCAAGGCCAACUAGGAAUGAUCUUUGUUUCACACAUUCGUAUGCGUCACAGCCAGAUUAAAGCUAGGUCCCAGCGGGCCUAGCAUGGGCCACUAUGAAUCCGCCCGCUGCCAGCAAAUCGAGCACUCGCGGCUCUGGAUACCACCAAAAGGCUUUAGCUGAAAUUCGCAACUCGUUACUACCAUUUGCGAAUAUCGGCGGGGUUGGCGAGGUGGGUUCCAGCGCCGCUAGCACUAUCUCUACUGUAUCCACGACCAGCGGCAUUAGCUCCGCCUCAGGUCUCAGCGGGCUCUCUGGCGCCUCCGGUUCCACCGCUGACAAACCGGAUCAACGGCAAGCGUUGGGACAACUAUUAGCUAUGGGAUAUUCGGAGGAAACAGGAUUGCGCGCCCUGAAAUUCGCGGGAUGGCGAUUGGAUGCGGCGAUAGAGUAUUUGAAGCAGGCCCAAGCGGAAUCUCUGAAUGGACUUGGUAAACUCAAUACUAAACUUAUUAGGAAGCCGAGCCUCGAGAGGGAAUUAAACCUGCAACGUGGCAGUCCCGCGUUGGACAGCGGGGCAGGUAGCUCGCGAUCCGAUAGCCCGCGCCUCACAGAACUUAGCACGCAUCCACAAUUGAGUCGUCAAUACUCGCCCAGUAACUUCGUGGAUCGCGAGCCGCCGCCGCCGCCGCCACCUCGGUGCAGUUCCACGCCACCGCCACCACCGCCACCUCACGCACCAUAUAGUCAAUCCAAUGUGCCUACCAAUAUGCAGCAAAUGCUCAAACGAAUGUCACCUGCGCCGGUCGUGCCGACGAGAUCGACGGCGACGGGAUCCGGCACGGCCGGCGCCACAUCAACGUCAGCAAACCCACCGCAACGCGGCACUAGUCCGGUGGCGAACGCCAACAACACCAGCAGUCGGCAGCCGAUGAUUGUGCAAAACGGUCCGCAGGUGCAGCAGCAGCUGACGCAGCAAAUGCAGGCUCUCAGUAUUUAUCAGACGAGCAAUAGCAACGCAAACACCCAAGUCGAACCUCCGCCGCCAUAUCCUAUAGUUCCGUCCUCGUCCUCCGGUCAAUCGGUGCAGCCGCCUUCUUACAGUGUCUCCAUGCAGAAUCGGCAGAGCCCCACGCAGUCGCAGCAGGAUUAUCGUAAAAGUCCGUCGUCAGGCAUCUAUUCAGGUCCGACAUCCGCUGGUACACCCAGUCCCAUCACCGUAUCUACGAUAUCGCCUAGCACCACGCAGACGUCUAUGGCCCGGCCGACACCGUUGCAAGCAUGGGGCGCGCGACAAGCCAAGACGCAGCCACCAAUCAUCAUGCAAUCGGUGAAGAGUACGCAAGUACAGAAACCGGUGCUGCAGACUGCUAUCGCACCCACGGCGCCGCAGUCGAUCUCCAGCAGUACCAGUAACACGCCACCCCCGCCGCCCUCUUAUGCGUCAUCCAUUCAGCAGAAGCAACAACAGCAACAACCGCCACCCGCCUACCCGCCCGUGAACAACGUGGCCGCGUCACCCGCUGGUAUACCGACGACGGAACCGCCGAGUUACGCCACAACGAUGCAGGCGUUAGCGGCGCAGCGCGGUAUGCAUCAUCCGCUGCCGCCACCACCGUACAGCACUCCCACCGAAGACACUGCAAUUAUUUCCUCCGCAAUGGAGAGCGGCAGCGCGGCGUCGCGAACUUCUCCCGUUGCUCAUCCGCCGCUUCAAAGGAAAUAUUCGCCGGCUGAUAACUGCCAGCAUACAAUGGACGCGCCACCAUUACCACCAGUUGCCUCGACCUCCGUGUCCGUAAGGAACAACAACAACAAUCAUUCGUCCUUACCCGAGGGCAAUACCGUCAGCGCCAAGGGCAGUGGCAAUGGCACCAAAGGCGAUGGCAGCAGUGGCACGCCCUCGCCCUAUAAAAUUCAUAAGCAUCAAUCUCCCAUACCCGAGCGCAAGACUAUGAGUAUAGAGAAGGAAGAGGAGCGCAGGGAUUGCAAGGUGAGAAAUUACUCUCCCCAGGCAUUCAAAUUCUUCAUGGAGCAGCACGUAGAGAACAUACUCAAGUCGCAUAAGCAGCGUCUCUAUCGGCGUAUGCAAUUGGAAACGGAGAUGGCAAAGAUCGGUCUGAGCGCGGAGGCACAGUGCAUGAUGAGAAAGAUGCUGUCGCAAAAGGAGUCCAAUUACAUUAGAUUAAAACGGGCGAAAAUGGACAAAACGAUGUUCACGAAAAUCAAGCCGAUCGGCGUUGGCGCGUUUGGCGAGGUCACGCUCGUCAGGAAGCUCGAUACCAAUCAGUUUUACGCGAUGAAGACUUUGCGGAAGGCCGACGUGCUGAAUCGUAAUCAAGUCGCACACGUGAAGGCUGAGCGUGAUAUACUAGCGGAAGCUGACAACGAGUGGGUCGUUAAGCUCUAUUACUCAUUCCAGGAUAAGGAUAAUCUAUAUUUUGUAAUGGAUUACAUACCUGGCGGGGACUUGAUGUCGCUAUUGAUUAAAUUCGGCAUCUUUAAAGAGCCACUGGCGAGAUUUUAUAUUGCCGAGCUCACGUGCGCAGUUGAAAGUGUUCACAAAAUGGGAUUCAUUCAUAGGGACAUUAAACCAGAUAACAUUCUAAUUGAUCGCGAUGGACAUAUUAAAUUGACUGACUUUGGCCUCUGCACAGGAUUCCGUUGGACUCAUAAUUCUAAAUAUUACCAACAAAACGGACAUGGUAAACAAGACUCAAUGGAUCCAGCUGACGAUUGGAACAACGAAUGUCAAUGCAUGCAGUUAAAACCAUUAGAACGUAGAAGACAUAGAGAACAUCAGAGAUGUUUGGCGCAUUCUCUGGUUGGAACACCGAAUUAUAUCGCGCCGGAGGUCUUACAGCGAACAGGAUACACACAGUUAUGCGAUUGGUGGAGUGUAGGAGUAAUUUUAUAUGAAAUGUUAGUUGGUUCUCCACCAUUUCUUGCCAAUACUCCUGCUGAAACUCAAUAUAAGGUUAUUAACUGGGAGACAUCGCUUCAUAUACCGAAACAGGCAAAUCUUUCGCUGGAAAGUUCGGAUUUAAUCUUGAAACUUUGCAAUGGCGCUGAUCAUCGCUUAGGUAAAAAUGCGAAUGAGGUGAAAAAUCAUCCGUUCUUUGCGAGUAUCGACUUCGAGAAGGGAUUACGGCGCCAAAUGGCUCCACACAUACCUCGUAUAGAAUAUCCGACCGAUACGAGCAAUUUCGAUCCCGUGGAUCCUGAUAAGCUUCGCAAUUCUGAAUCAUCAGAUUCGAACAAAUCGGACGAAUUGCUGGAUAAUGGGAAGCCGUUUCACGGUUUCUUCGAAUUUACAUUCAGGCGCUUUUUCGAUGAUGGCGGUGGUCCCGCGUAUCCUAGUCGAAUCAGCUUGGAUGACAAUGACAAUCAAGAUUUUUAUCAAAAACAAACUAAAUUUUGGAAGACCGAUAUAUGGAUAUUAUAAACAAAUGUCAGACUCAUUGACAUUUAGCUUUAAAAAUAUAAAUGCGAAAGAAAUAUGUAAUGUAUAUAUGGUAAAGCUCAACAUGAAAAUAAUCCGAACUAUAAAGAUCUGACAAGUAUGUAUAUUUUCCAUGUAAACAUGUGCAGAUGACUAUCCUAUCGACAAUAUAUAUAUAUCAAAAUAUCGGAUAUCCAAUGGAUAUCGCCAAAAUGGCGAUAGAAAAAAAUAUAAGAUAAAAUUAAAUUGUUUUAGUUGUCCUAA